Paramecium primaurelia is the source of this 801-nucleotide messenger RNA. Lineage: Eukaryota; Ciliophora; Oligohymenophorea; Peniculida; Parameciidae. The record is from the annotation of a GenBank genome assembly.
AUGUCAAUUCAAAAAAAAGUGACAAAAAUUACAAGAUAAUAAAGUGAAUAAGGAAAAUUUUUAAAUUUGUAUUAUGAAGUUCAAUUGCCUUAUUUCAAUCCUUAAUCUAAUUCUGUAUUUGCUACAGGAUUAUUGAAUAAUCCUUCAUUAUUGAAUAUAUAUCAGUAAGCAAUGAGCAGUUAUUUGUAAGGAUAUUAUAGAUAAGCAAUAUUUUUUGCAGAAAAAUUGUUAUGUUUGAAUUAAGAUUAAAUUGCAUUACCAUAUUUAGUAUUUUUGCUUGGAAUUGUAAAUCAUUGAUUAUUUUACAUUAGUGUCAUUUUGCAAAUUAGGAAUAUUCAGGAGUGUACAAUCUAUUUUUAAAGCAUAAAUUGACAUAAGGAGAUUUUGCAGUGUUGGGAGCUAGAGCUUUAUAUUCAAAUAGACAAUAUGAAUUGGGAAUAGAAAUUCUUCAAGAAGAGAGUAGUUCAUAAAGUGAUUGGGUAAGAGGAUAAUGUUAUGAAGCCUUAGAGAAUAAAUAAUUAGCAGUUUCUAAUUAUUUUGAAUGUUUAUAGAAAACACCAACGAAUGUUAGAGUGUUUUAAUAAUUAGUUGAUUCAUAUUUGAUUUCUUCAGAUGAAAAGGAGAAUUUAGUUUAAUAAAUAUAAUUAAAUGCUGAUGAAGCCUGGUUAAAGGAUUAUUAUAUAAGCAAAACUAUAAAUUAUGAAAUUGUGAAUUCAAAAUUAGCUGAUCAUUUAUAAGAAGAGAAAAGGAAAAUUGCAUAAUAAUUAUAAAUAUUUGAUAAAGUUGAAACUUAAUAAUUGA